This is a messenger RNA of Octopus sinensis (East Asian common octopus), 663 nucleotides long. RefSeq lists its product as uncharacterized. The record is from RefSeq and is a predicted model, not a curated record. The coding region runs from base 32 to 625 and encodes 197 amino acids. Lineage: Eukaryota; Metazoa; Mollusca; Cephalopoda; Octopoda; Octopodidae. The transcript is spliced from 3 exons.
AGUACUAUUUGUAAUUGUAUAACAAACAAAUAUGUAUUGUUUCGCAAUUCGUCACUUCACUCGAAAAACACCUCUUCUCAAUAUUUUCUCUAUACUAUUAUUCCAAAUGUGCAUUGGCAGUAAUGUAAAUUUUAGAGAAUAUUAUGGCACUCGUGUUCCACCUCCUGUAACUGCCAUUCCAGAAGCUGAUAAAUUAAUUCAAAUGUCAAACAUCAGAUCAGAAACUGAGUGCUUUUCUAUUUGUAUGACAUUUUCUAAAUGUGGUAUGAUCAUUUACAGCGUUUCCGAUGAAGUAUGCAUCGUGCGUAAAAUCAAGCAAUUACCUGGUACCUCAUCAUUCAUCGACAUUCCGGCAAAUAGUAUUUACACCGUGCUUCAAGCUUCUGAAUGUCCGACGUCAGCCGGCUACAUUUAUCGACCAGAAUUUAGAUUAUGCUUUCAAAUAGGUUCUAAGGAAGUUACAUGGGCUGAAGCCGCUGACAAUUGCAAUAACGAUCGGGGACGACUUAUCCACAUUAAAAAUUUGGAAGUGAACGACUAUCUCAGAACACUAAUAGGAUCGAAUGAAGAAAGACAUGACUCACCAAUAGCACCAAUAACUACGACCUCUUUUCUUGUCUCUUAGUCUGGCGAGAUGAAAGAGUGAGUUAAUUUCAGGCUCGC